Molecule: messenger RNA, 1102 nt
Organism: Humulus lupulus (European hop)
Lineage: Eukaryota; Viridiplantae; Streptophyta; Magnoliopsida; Rosales; Cannabaceae
Product: protein LIGHT-DEPENDENT SHORT HYPOCOTYLS 4-like
Exons: 1
Coding region: 141-701 (186 amino acids)
Biological process (GO): response to light stimulus; mRNA transcription
Cellular component (GO): nucleus
Source: RefSeq, a predicted model, not a curated record
CAUGGGUCCCUCUUUGUCUCCUCACCUCUCUCUCUUCCGCUUGCUUUAAUAUGCCACUACAACGCGACACCUAGCUCUCAUCCUCUUCUCUUCCCUUUCUCUCUUUUUUUUUUCUCUUCUCUUUACUUUCCAAAUUAGCCAUGUCCGCCGCCGUCGCAGCCGCUGCGGCCGCCGUAGUCAACCGUAAUCGUAGCUCAAACAGAAGCCACAGCAGCAGCACUACAAGCACCACCUCAUACAGCUCCAACAGCUUCGUUUCGCGAAGCAACUACUACAACAACCACCAACAGCAGCGGCGGCAGCAGCAACAGCGAUCGUCGGUUAGGCUUGGCCUGUACGAGUUGCAGAAACAAAAGGACUGGGAUACGUUCGAAGACUACCUGAAGAGCCACCAUCCGCCGCUCACGAUCUCCCAGUGCAGUGUAGCCCACGUUCUGGAAUUCCUCCGCUACCUCGAUCAGUUCGGCGAGACCAAGAUUCACGAUGACACGUGUUCUUUCUACGGCCAGAUUCAUCCGCCGGAGCCAUGUUCCUGCCCUUAUAAGGAGUUCUGGGGCAACCUCGACGCGCUCGUAGGAAGGCUUAGGGUAGCCUUCAUGGAGAGAGGGCACGCGGGGAUAAACCCGUUUGGUGCACGCGCCGUCGGAGUCUACAUUAGUGAGUUGAGGAGUACUCAGGCCAGAGCCAGAGGAAUAGGCUAGCUUAACAACAAAAGGAUUAUCAAUACGACGCCAUUUCUGUCAACGCCGGCACUCGGCGCAAAAGAUGUCGUUUACAAAUUUACGACAAUAUUAUUAUACUCAUAAUUAAGAAUAAUUAAAAUGGGUACUAACAAGAUCUUUAGAAAAUUUAAAUUGGGCAUUUUUUUUUUCCCAAUUGGUGGUCUAGUGAAUGAUAAGCACCAUACACCUGCCUUAAUUGUUAAGAUUAGCACUAUUUGGAUCUUUUAUUAAGCUUGAGUUAUGUGUUUGACUAUAACUCCUUGGCUAAAUUAGUAUUAGUAUAGCUCUUUUUUUAGUAAUGGAUUGAUUAGAGUUUGUUUGUGUUGCUUUUGAUGUAUAAAUGGAUUAUAUAUUUUAUUAUAUAUAUUUGAUUAGCUUAA